GUGGUCAAGAAUGACGUAGGGCAAGCCCUCUGACACUUGACAAGCUGCUUACCGGUACUUCCCUUGUCACCCCUGUCAGGUAGGUUAGUGAAAAGCUGUGAAGAUGCCGGACGCCGAUGGAAUCGAGCGGGGCCCGGCUGCUACGCCAAAGGACUUUGUCAAGGCUCUCGAAAAGAGGGAGUUGGCAAGGCUACAAGUGCCAAAAAUUGACUUCUUCCACUUUGAAGGGGAGAGGGUGUCAAAAUGGUUGGAGCUCCUGGAACAGAUUACAGCCGAGGUGCCAGAAGCGGUUAAGUUCAAAUACCUACCUCGAUACAUCUGGUGGGAAAUUCGGCCUGAGAUAAUGAAGGUUGUUGCUGGAGCAGGGGGAGACUGGGCAAAGUUCAAGGCUGAAAUGCAAAGGCGGUUCAAGCUAGGAUAUGGCUUGCUGACAAAGACGGAUCUGGAGAUGAUACAACGAGAUGAGUCCUCAACGGUGGGGGCAUUUGCAACUGCCUUCGAGAAGAUGGCGAAGAAAGUCCCAGGAUUGGCAGAAGAGGAACAAUGUGGUACCUUCCUAGGGCACUUCAAAAAUUGGGAGACCUCCUCGCUUACCAAGAAGGCUGCUCCAGGGAAGAAGCUCACUUGGGCGGCCAUAAAAGAAGGUAAUGGACGGAGAACUGGACCAGGUAGACAUCUUCCAUAUGAGGCAGGCUUGUAGCCCGACACUUCUUGCUCGUUCUGGCGUACGGUGGGCUGCCAUUGCGGUAUGUCCUCUCGGCCAAGCUAACCACAGGGAUGCUGCUACGGGGGAGGAGGAGGUGUCCUCCGACGUUCAUGAGCGGCUGUGAGAGCUCUGCGUAUGAGCGCGCCUGCGGUACUUGCCACGGUGUUCGAGAAGCUGUGAGCCAUCACAUGAAGGGAACGAGAUUAGAAGAAGGGCAGGGGCGUGAAGGGAGGCUACGAGAACGGCCAGGGGAAAGAGUGACUAACAAGACAAAAGAAAGUCGAACGAAUUUGGACGCAGUUCCGCACCAGGUGCGUUCGAAGGAAAAGGAGAAGAAAAGAACGAAAAUGGUCUAGCUCGCUCGUUCCUUAACGGAAUCGGGCAAAUCAAGAGUUCAACAUGAG
Messenger RNA from Chara braunii, 1110 nucleotides. NCBI's taxonomy places the organism in Eukaryota, Viridiplantae, Streptophyta, Charophyceae, Charales, Characeae. The record is from the annotation of a GenBank genome assembly.